Messenger RNA from Triticum dicoccoides, 1417 nucleotides. RefSeq lists its product as uncharacterized. The transcript is spliced from 4 exons. Bases 92 to 1318 code for a protein of 408 amino acids. The record is from RefSeq and is a predicted model, not a curated record. NCBI's taxonomy places the organism in Eukaryota, Viridiplantae, Streptophyta, Magnoliopsida, Poales, Poaceae.
GCCCCCCUCAAACCCUAGCUUAGGAUCUGCCGCCGGCGACGUCGAUCGCCGUUGAUCAUCUCACGCCUUCUUCUUCUUCCUGGCGGGCAAGAUGUUGGGCGAGACCCAGCUGCCCGUGACGGCGCUGAUCGGUCGGAAGCGGCGCUGGGACAAGGACGCCGCCGCCGCCAGCUACGAAGAAGCCAGCGAUGGCGAUGGUGCCCCCAAGGAGCAAGCCCCUAUGGCUAUGGAGAUCGCGGCUAGCCCAAUAACCCGUGACGAGGAGAAGCAGGAGGACGAGGAUAUGGCUGUUCCGGCCUGCAAGAUGGGUGAGCAACCCCUUACGGAAAUUGAAAGUUCGACUGUCUCGACUGUGGAGGAGAAGGAAGUGACCAAGGAGCCUGAGAUUCCAAUGUGGGACAGCGAUGAUGAUGGUGAGUUUAUGCUCAAGGCAAAGGCAGAGCUCGAGAAGCUUCACAUUGCGUGUGUCAAAAGCAUCACCGAAUUGGAUCCUAAGUCGAAACUCUUGGUCCCUACUCGCUUCUGCAGCUUCAAUAUAGCCGGCUUCGACCUCGAUAAAGAGUCUAAGUUUGGCCUUGGGCCGCCGCUUGACAGCAAUAUAACUCCUGAGUUGGAGAAGUACAUGGUGUCGUCAGCCGUCAACGUCAUUUCCGUCAAAGUAAUCGAGUCUGACCGGGGUUAUCCAAUAAGCGUAUAUGGUACUGUUCUUGCAAGGGAUAGGAUUGACUACAGAUGUAUCUAUCUGUUCAGACGUGGAAGGGAAGACCCCCAGAUGAUCAGCUCCAAGGAUGAUAUGCUAACAUUGACAGGUCCACGACGGGCAUUAGUUCCGCCGGAUAAUAUUUACUUUGAGUUCAAUCUGAGGGUGAAGGGUGAUGCUGGCGACGGAGAUUUUAGCAAAGGUGUAAUACAGCUCCAUGUCGUUCCCUAUGACCCUGAACCAAUCACAAGGGUGCUUAGUAAUUGGCUGAGCAGAGUGGAGUUGGUUCUCGCACCUGUUGAUGGUCCAGUGGCAGCUAGCCUUGAAGUCAAGAUUUUGAAAGGAGCACCACCUUUCAUUGGCAAAAUAUGUGCUGGGACUAGUGAAAAUCCUGAGACGCAGAUGAUUGUGUAUGAUAGUAGAGAUAUGAAGAGCGGUUCCUCUGUUGUGUUAAGUCGUAACUUGGUAGCUGUCCCUGACCCGGAUGAUGAAGAAGAGGAAAUUAUCGUCCAUGUUCGCUUCCUUGUCGAUGGCGAUGAUGUCGAUGACGAGGAUGCAGGCACCUUGGUCAGCGUAGCAUACCCUGCUGAAGAGCAAGUCUGCAGUCACGGCGCUUGAGAGCUGCAAGUGAACGUUGCCUGGACUGCCAUCCUGUGCAAGCCGAGGGCAAAAUAUAUCAUGAGAAGAGGGAGGAGUACGCCCAGGGUUUUUACUUGC